Messenger RNA from Saccoglossus kowalevskii, 741 nucleotides. RefSeq lists its product as uncharacterized. Lineage: Eukaryota; Metazoa; Hemichordata; Enteropneusta; Harrimaniidae. The record is from RefSeq and is a predicted model, not a curated record.
AUGGCAACUAACAAUAAUAUGACAGUUCCUCACAUCAUUGAAGAUAUUGAUGACAUCAUAACAAGAUGGGUUCUCGCAGAUCAUCCCCGUGAUAAAUGCGAAGUAGAUAUUGUUAGAAAUGACUUGAAAUUCACCCAAAUUGGAGAUAUUGAAUACCAUCGAAUACAAGACUCUGCUUCCGAAGCUAGGGAAGUGGACCACGUGACGACUUUCGUUAACAACACGAGCAGUGAACAAAAACACCGAAUAACCACCCAAAGGAGCAUGCGAUCUUCGUACUCAUGGAGUUUGACGAGCGGACACACGUUUGGUGCGAUGGGAGGAAUCAGUUUAAAACCACCAGGAGACUGCGUGGAGGCUGGGUUCCAGCUGGACAAACAGAAACAUGAAGAAACUAGGGACGAAAGAGUUUUCGAGAAAAUCAGAUCAAGUACACUUGACUCGGAAAUCACAGUCAAACCCAAAAAGAAAGUCAGUGUGCAUUUAAAAACCAUUGAGGAAGAUUACGUUGCCAAUUAUACUAUUCGAUACCGAGUUAAAGGGACGGUUAAGGCUAUAAUUAGAGAUAAACGCAACACAAACGUUGAAGGGGAAGCGCCAGAAAUAUUCGGUAGUUUGGAAGGUUUUCGAUGCACGUCUGAGGAUAGAUCUUCAUGCAGAGUACAAUUUGAAAAUAAAGGCAUAUUCAUGUGUAAACGAGAACUGAGUCAAGAAUUUCAAGUCACAGAACAAGAUAUUUAA